AUGCGCAACCUCGAACUCCUGAUCUUCGUAGCCAUUCUGGCGAGUUUCAGCAUCGGAUUACCGCUCGGCAGCCCUUCGUUGGAGGAACGUAUUAGAGCUGAUAAGUUGGAAAUAGUUCAAGCACUUACAGAAGUCAUUGCAGGCUUGCACACAAAUCCUGUAACCAUUCCAGCUGAGUCUAGGUUUUCGGUACCUGACUGGUCCAACUCGCUGGAUCCCCAGUAUUUCCCGCCGCAACAUUAUAGCUGGGACCCCACCUCUUCAGCUGGCCAGCAUGAGUCAAACCUGGUUUUCCAUCCGACUGAGCUGGCGCCACCUCAAGCUGUGCCUCAUUGGGCUCAUCCAACAACAGCUCAAGCUGCAGCUCAUGUGGAUCAGCUGCCUUCAGCUCAAGCUUCAACCUCUCAUGUUGAGCCGUCGUCAAGAACAUCCAUUUUAAUAGCCAAUCGUUUGACAAGGAUUCAAAAGGAGAUCAAGAUACCCAGACCUCUGACUCAGACCGAAAGGGAAGGGAUACUCAUGAACGUCGCGAGUAAUAUCGAAACGCAGGUGAUUCCGAACUUGAUUUAUCCCUUCAGUGGUAAUAGUAUAGGUCAGGGAUUGUUGAACGAGUUCACCUCAAGUAGGUAUCUGAGAAUGAUUCAGCCUGACUCCUUCGUCGUCCAACGGGGCAGGGACAAAAAUCUUAACCCGGAGCAGAUUACAGCUGGAAUGGAAGGUGUAAGAGCGAGCCAGUACCAGAUGUAUGUCUGGAACCUUGUACCGGUUCCCGGAGAGGCUUCCCUGAACAUUUUUCAGCUUAUUGGCAUGAUAGAGGCAGGAGUGGUGAGCCGUAAUGCUGUUAUAAGUAUGCCUAAGUACUUGACCGGUAGUGGUGGCGCUCAAGCGCUUGGAUCGGAUUCCAUUCUCGUUUUUAACGAAUUGAUUUCCAAGGGCAGCCCAGUUGAAGAGCGUCGUCGAGAUCAAUCGGAGGUGCGUCAAAGUCAGUGA
Messenger RNA from Ustilago hordei, 990 nucleotides. RefSeq lists its product as uncharacterized. Lineage: Eukaryota; Fungi; Basidiomycota; Ustilaginomycetes; Ustilaginales; Ustilaginaceae. The record is from RefSeq and is a predicted model, not a curated record. Bases 1 to 990 code for a protein of 329 amino acids. The transcript has a single exon.